UGUUGAUGUAACUUUAGUAUUUUCUGUUGUGCAAUUCAACGUUUUAAUUACAUUUAUAUAUUAUAUUCAAUUAAUUCAACAAUUAAUUAACUCUGUUUUCAUGGCCUUCAAUAAAUAUAAUUAUUAUUUAAAGUCAUUUUCGAAUGCUUAUUAUCAACAAAAUUAUUUUUCUAUGUCUAUUCAACACCUUUGUAUUUCAAAUCUUUCUUCUAAUGACAUAAAUCAUAAUCUUCUACAUCCAGAAAUAAUUUUAAAUACCAACAACCGUAAAGCUUGUAUUGAAAGAUUGAAAAAAUUAUUUUCAAUGGCUUCCUUCACCAAAAAUAAUCAAGACACGAAAAAUGCGGCUGUUUUAAUACCAUUAUGUUUACAUGACAAUGAGUUAGGAUUUUUAUACACACUUAGAUCAAAAACACUAAGUACAAAUGGAGGACAAGUAUCAUUCCCUGGUGGAAUUAAAGACAAUGAUGACGAAAAUUAUGAAAUGACUGCACUUCGAGAAACUUGGGAAGAAUUAGGAAUACCUAAUGAAAAAGUGGAUGUAUGGACAUCAGGCAAUUUCAUUGGAAGAAAAGAUGUUAAUGUCAUGCCAAUUUUAGGAUACGUUGGUGAAAUUGAUUUAAAAAAAUUAAAGAUUAACCAUCGUGAAGUAGAAGAGGCUUUUGUUGUGAGCUUGAAACAUUUCUGUGAUCAAAAAUACUGUCGGUAUACACAAUUUCGAACUGGUUACACUUUACCUGUUUUUCUUAAAGAAGGCCACAAAAUUUGGGGACUGACUGCUUUAAUUACUCAUAUGACAAUGUGUGCUCUAAUUCCCGAUAUUUAUAGGCAUAAAUUAAAAUUUUUGCGUCCCAUUGAAAAAAUCACUGGCGAUAAAAAAGUUGAUAAACUAUUUACUUGAUUUUUGUAAUAUAUAAUUAUUGAAUUUUUUUUAAUAUUCAUUAGUAAGCAUUUUUUUUUUUUUUUCACUUUUCAUUAAAUUAAUUUAUUUUUUACAUGUUAACAAAAAUUUAGUAAAUACAGUUAAAUUUAAAAAAUAUUCUAUCAUUCUAUCCAGAAAGUGCUACCAUCUAUAAUAGAUGACUGAACUCGAUUUGUCUGAAUCCAUUACAUAUGUAUAAUAGAGAUGUACAUACGUACAUAAGUAAAGGAUUGAUGUUACGUUAAUAAUUAGCUUUAAUUUCGGUUUACAUUUUGUUUAUUUUCAACCAACUAAUUGUUGUUAUUUAGAUGAUAAGCAUAAUAGCACAUACAUAAACAUUUCUUUUGUUUAAUUAUUUUAUAUGCUAAAUUAUUUACAGAUGUGCAAAGUUAGCUCUGAUAAAUUUUAUCGUCAUAAAAUGUAUUAUUAAUAGUUUAUUGAUUUUUUUAACGUCCAUAUUUAUAUAACUCUAAACAAUUAAAUAUUAAAUUAAAAAAAAUUAAGUCUUUUUUCUGAAAUAGUUGGGAACUAGUUAGAAAUCAAACUUAAGC
Molecule: messenger RNA, 1473 nt
Organism: Chelonus insularis
Lineage: Eukaryota; Metazoa; Arthropoda; Insecta; Hymenoptera; Braconidae
Product: nucleoside diphosphate-linked moiety X motif 8
Exons: 2
Coding region: 101-901 (266 amino acids)
Molecular function (GO): coenzyme A diphosphatase activity
Source: RefSeq, a predicted model, not a curated record